Messenger RNA from Homarus americanus (American lobster), 312 nucleotides. Its product is annotated as protein TonB-like. NCBI's taxonomy places the organism in Eukaryota, Metazoa, Arthropoda, Malacostraca, Decapoda, Nephropidae. The record is from RefSeq and is a predicted model, not a curated record. The transcript has a single exon. The coding region runs from base 1 to 312 and encodes 103 amino acids.
AUGGGUAAAACGAGGAAUCUGAGUUCAGCUGUCCCCAACUUCGAUAUGAAGAUCGAGCGGAAAAAGCGGGAAGACAAGCCUCAGCCCAAGCCUCAGCCCAAGUACAAGCCCGAAGACCAACCCAAGCCCCAAACCACUCCUAAAGAGCAGAAAAAGUCGCACAAGGCCCAGCCCAGGGUAGAUAAAAGUGCCAAGGGGAAAAAUAAUGGCAAGGGGUGUUCCAGCUCCAAGGGUGAAAAACGGUCCAAAGACAAAGAGACAAAGAAAAACCACAAGACCCAAAACAAAAACAAGGGCCAGAAAAAACACUGA